Didymella exigua CBS 183.55 is the source of this 3228-nucleotide messenger RNA. RefSeq lists its product as uncharacterized. Bases 1 to 3228 code for a protein of 1075 amino acids. NCBI's taxonomy places the organism in Eukaryota, Fungi, Ascomycota, Dothideomycetes, Pleosporales, Didymellaceae. The record is from RefSeq and is a predicted model, not a curated record. The transcript is spliced from 3 exons. Gene Ontology annotation, molecular function: metal ion binding.
AUGGCUUCCAAUCACGUGCCCAGUGACCAAGUCCCGCUGCAGGGUCAGAGCAUCUAUACGGACCCUUCGUCCUUCAGCUUCUUCCCCAAUAAUAUCGAGCGCUAUGGUACCCCAUCUUGGGAAGCACAGCUGCACCAGAACACCGCCUUGACACCGAACUCAUCGAACCAGAACUGGCACGGUACAUACCCCCAACAGGUCUUCAACACACACAGCCAGACAUACGCAGGCCAAACGCAAGCCUUCCGAACAGCAUCGCCCUACCAGUACGGCCAGUUCACCCAACAUGGAACGGCAGGCUCCUUCGGUCAUGCUGGUGCAGUCGAUCCAUCACUAGGCCUCAACCCGAGCGGCCUCCGUCAACAGCAACAGUCUCCCUACCCGGUGCCAGUACGAACCGCAACACCUUCCAGCCAGUCUGGAACAGUGGCCCCACAAGCACUACAACAACUUCAGAACGCACGUGCUUCCGCGUCCCCCUUCCAGGUACCCAAAAGCACCACCGAACAAUUCACGCAACAAGCGAUACAAGCAGCACCCGCUAAACCAGUUCGCAAUCCGGCGUACGAGAUCCCCAGAGGCAAGAAGUCGGGUGGAUUUUAUGUUCUUGACACAGCUGUGUUGGCGAAAGCCACCAACUCAACGCCGCUGAAUAAACUCGUGACUCUCGCUGUAGAACCGAUCGCCUUGUCAUCCAACAGAACUGCACUGCCUUUGUACACCGCCCGCCAAUCCAUCAAGGAACUUAAGAAGAUCGGAGCCGACAACAAGAAGCUUCUUGCUAAGCUAUCCUCGUCUAAGUCUUCGCUCUCAAGAGCAAUCAAAUUCAGCAGCAAGAACAAUGCUGGCAGCCCUGGCAGCCUGAAGCGCGAAGUCAGCGACAGCUCAGAUUACACAGAUUCUUCGGAAGACGACAGCGAAUACAGUGACUCUGAAGACGAAGAAGUGUCACCGCUUCCUGCGUCGAGACCUGACGAUGAUCCUCACAAGGCUGUUUGUUACGAUGUCAUCAAGGCAUCGUGGUUCUCGCCUAGGUCUCCCAUGAAUUCAGAAAAAAUCAAGUUCAGCAUGCGCGACCUUUGGGAAGUGCUGAACACGAUUCAAAAGCGUUGGCGGGCUGACAGCAAGGCGGUCGCCGAGGCGGAGGAAGCGAAGAAGAUUGGUGAGCUACCCACUUUGAAGAGCCGUGUCACAAGUCAGCGAGACUUGCUGCAGACUGCCCUCAAGGCCGCACUUGAACAUGCACAUCCCGAUGUUCUGUACCAUUUGGGUCAAGUGAAACCAUUCUUGUAUCUCUGUUAUCAAUUUCUGGCGAACCGCUUCAAGGCUAAGGAUUUUGAUGGGCCACUACCUUCGGCUAUCUAUGAGAUUCUGGCCAAAUGUGGUACUCUCACCACUGAGCUGGUCGAGGAGACCAAGGUGUCCAAAGCAUUGGUUUCCAUGAAGAAACAAGCAAAUGACAAGAACAAAGCCUUUAUUCAACAGAUUGUUGAUGCCGCAGCUGCGGGGUCCAAGAAGGCCAAAGCAAAUUCUCCACCUGCAGCAGAGACAACAGAGGCCAAGGGCGCAAAGCGACCUGCAUCUGAGCCUGCUGUUCGCACUGCAGGUGAAGGGCUCAAGAAAGUCAAGCCAGCUGAAGCAUCUACUGUCACCGUCAAAAAAGAAGCCGCCGUUGGAGUGCCAAAACCUACAGCGGCGGCUGCAAUUGCUGCUGCAUCGAAACGACCGGGCGAGAAGUCCAUAGGUGCACCGGCUCCUGUUCGGGCCCGUGUGAAUCCGGUCACGAACAAAUCGUCGAGUAUAUUCGCAUCUCUCAAUGCAGCCACCAAGAAGCCGGCAGCAACUGCUACGGCCCCGAUGGCUACAAAGUCGACUGUGCAGCCCAAGACUGCUGCAGCGGCAGCUAAAGAUAAGAAGCCUGCUACAGCGGCCGCCAAAUCGGCAGCCUUCUCCUUUGCAUCGACCAUGGCGGCGCUCACCAAACCUAAGGAGGCGGAGACUGCGCCAACCAGGACCGAGAAAGACGUGCCAAACGAGACGCCCGAGGAGAAAGCGAAGCGAAUGCGCAAGGAAGCCCGGCGCCAUCUGCGCGUUACCUUCCGUCCAGAUGCUUCUCUGGUAGCGAUCAAGUACUUCAGUCAUGACCCCGAAGAGGAGCUUGGGCACGACGAAAACUUCACUCGCGAUGCGGGCGAUCUCGGAGGUGAAGGUCACAUGUUCAAGCAACAUAAGGAGCUUGAAGAGGAGGAGGACGACGACGAUGACGAGACCGAGUACCGACCCUGGACGGAGCCAUCUCAGGUCGACUUCAGUGUCGUUGAUCCAGAGGAGCGCAAGCGCAACUAUAUGCCCUACGGUGGAGGUGAGAACGUACCAACUUGUCCCGAGAAGGAGGCAAACGAGCGGCGUGAAAACGAUAUUCUAAUGGUGUUCUACACGAGCCCCGCUGACAUCCCACCUUCGCCUCACGAGCCUCCAGAACAGACAGAGGACAACACAACGACCGUGACGAUAUUCGGGACGCCUCCUGACAAGUGCUUGAACAGGGCUCCGAAGGCAGCAGCGCCUACAGCGCCAGCCGACUUGGACUUUAGCAAACUUGAGAGUAUUGUUGCUCAACUCGCCAACCAGAACCAAUCUGCCGCUGCUGCACCCGUGUCUGUGCCAGCACAGCCAACGUACGCGCCGCCUGCACCAGCUCCUGCUUCAGGGCUCGACCUUGCGGCUCUUUUGGCUUCCUUUGGACAACAACAGCCUCCUCCUUUACCUGUACAAACACCUGCGCCCGCUCCGCCACAGUUCCCGGCCCUCUCAGCUCUUCCAGCUGGUGUGCCGCCUCCACCGCCUGGCGCGCCCCCAGCCGAGAUGGCGGCGUUCCUAGCUGCGAUGCAGGCGCAAGGCGGUGCCCUCCCACCAAUGCCGCCUGGCUUUCCUCCCAUGGCCUUCUCUGGUGCACCUUUCUCAUUCCCACAAGCACCGCAGCCGGAUGCCACUGCAUACCAGCAACAGCCGCCGGAUCAGUACUACCAGCAAGACUACCAGCAAUCUAACGGUGGCACAAAACGACCCCGUGACGACGGCAACAACAAUGAUCGAAACGGUCAGGGCAAGAAACACAAGGCUGGUGUUGGUGGAAAGCCCCACAAAGUGCUCGCGUGCAAGUUCUUCCAGAAGGGCACCUGCAACAAGGGCGAUAACUGCACGUACAUCCACGACCUCAACAUGUAA